Medicago truncatula (barrel medic) is the source of this 1045-nucleotide messenger RNA. Its product is annotated as transmembrane protein 205. The record is from RefSeq and is a predicted model, not a curated record. Lineage: Eukaryota; Viridiplantae; Streptophyta; Magnoliopsida; Fabales; Fabaceae. The coding region runs from base 165 to 791 and encodes 208 amino acids. The transcript is spliced from 3 exons.
AGGUGUGAAAUGUAAUGUUCUAGAAACCGAACAUCAUUUAGUCAAUCCAAACCAACGAGCGCUGAAAUCUGGUUUGGUACAUUGAAAGAGUAAACAAACAAACAAACAAACAAAAGCAUCUCACUUUGCUUCUUCUUCACCCCAUUCAACCACCACCGUUAUCAAUGGGUAGAGCCACUCUAAUAACAACCGCGGUAGUUUUCUUAGCCAUCGGAGUAAUUUUCUCACCAGAAACAUUCGGAUCAAAAUCCACCACUCUUUCCACUUACAUCAAACUCGCUCAUCUCCUCGGCUUCUCCAUCGCUUUCGGCGCAGCUCUAUGGGUAACCUUCAUCGGCGGUAUCAUCAUGUUCAAGAAUUUGCCUAGGCAUCAAUUUGGUAAUCUUCAAAGCAAAAUGUUUCCAGCUUAUUUCUCAAUGGUUGGUGUUUGUAUUGCUGUCACUGUGGCUUCCUUUGGUUAUCUUCAUCCGUGGAAAACUUCUUCCACUAGUCAAAGAUACCAGCUUGGAUUCUUGAUCUCCGCUCUUGCUUUCAAUCUUACCAAUUUGUUCGUCUUUACACCAAUGACAAUUGAGAUGAUGAAACAAAGGCAUAAAGUGGAGAGAGAGAAUAGUAUUGGAGAGGAAGUUGGAUGGUCAAAAAAUGUCGAAGUUGCAAAGAAAAAUCCAAAGCUUGCAAAGAUGAAUAAGAAGUUUGGUAUGAUUCAUGGGUUAUCUUCCCUUGCCAACAUCAUGUCAUUUGGAAGCCUUGCAAUACACUCUUGGUACUUGGCAGGUAAACUUGAUCUCUGAUUCAGUUUUUGCCUCCCAUUCUAGUAGAGAUACUUGUCUGUGCAAUUUGUGAAAUGUAUUAUCAAAGCAUCACACAGUAUUGAUUUACCAAGAGUGUCCUGUGUCUUGCUGUGCAAACGUAAUGUAAUGUGCAAACAUAAUGUAAUCGCCUUAGUUUACUUGAAUAAAAUAAUUAGUCCAUGUACCUUUCUGUAGUCAAAGGUAUACAUACAUUAUGCUAUAAAUUAUAUAAGGUACUCAUUUGAUUUUUCUCA